CUUUUAAAUUUUACAACUCCCUAUAAUCCAUUCCAGAAUGACCAGUGCGCAUGCCGUUCUCGUGCCAUUUCCGGCGCAAGGCCACCUCAUUCCGGCGAUGCAGCUGGCCUCGCUCCUACAAACAAGGGGCUUCUUCGUCACCAUCGUCAACACCGAGUUCAACCACCGGCGAUUGAUCCGGUCGAAAGGGGCGGAGUGGAUGCGGAGCUUCGAGAAUCUCCGGUUCGAGACCAUGCCGGAGGGCCUGCCGCCGUCCGACCGCGACGCCACCCAGGAUCCCGUGGCGCUGUGCGACUCGAUCAGGAAGUCUUGCCUGCCCGUUUUCCGGCGGGUGCUUGGGAAGCUGGCUGCGGCGGCGGAUGUGCCGAGAAUUACUUGUAUAAUUGCCGAUGGAGCAAUGAGCUUCGCGAUUAAGGCGGGUGCCGAAUUGGGGAUUCCGGUGUUUCAGCUGUGGACGGCCUCGGCUUGUGGUUUCAUGGGCUACCUCUCUUACCGGGAACUCCAGAAUCAAGGGAUGGUCCCCUUCCAAGAUGACAAGUUCAUGGAGAAGGGAUUGCUAGAGAAAGAAAUAGAUUGGAUUCGGGGCAUUCCCAACAUAAAGCUCAGAGACUUCCCUAGCUUUAUCCGAACAACAAACAAGGAUGAUGUCUUGUUCAACUAUCUGAGAGACGAAGCUCAAAACUGUCUACAAGCAACUGGAAUCAUCUUCAACACAUUCAAUGCACUCGAACAUCGAGUCCUCGAAGCCAUCUCAUCCACAUCUCCACCAACAUACAACAUCGGCCCUCUCUCCUUGCUUUCCGAUGAAAUUUCCAAAAACCAACAAAUCUCAUUCAAGCCAAAUCUAUGGAAAGAAGAUAGAAAAUGCUUAGAAUGGCUAGACAAACAAGCCAGAAACUCUUCAACCAUGGUUUCAAUAAGUGUGACAUUGAUUUCCGAGAAACAUCUAGAAGAAUUCGCAUGGGGAUUGGCCAAUAGCAAGCACCCGUUUCUUUGGAUAACCCGACCUGACAUCGCCAUGGGCGAGUCGGCCCGGUUUCCCGCGGGUUUCGUUGAGGAGACAAAGGGGAGGUGCUUGAUCGCGGGGUGGUGCGCCCAGGACGAGGUGCUUCUGCACCCGUCUGUGGGCGUGUUUUUGAGCCACUGUGGAUGGAACUCGACUCUGGAGAGCAUUGGGGCGGGUGUGCCGAUGUUAUGCUGGCCAUUCUUCGCGGAGCAGCAUACAAACCGACGGUUCGUGUGCGUGGAAUGGGGAAUGGGGAUGGAGGUGGAUGAGGAUGUGAGGAGGGAGAAGGUGGAGGAAGUUGUGAGGGAGGUGAUGGAAGGGGAGAGAGGGAAGGUUAUGAAGGAGAAUGCUUUGGAAUGGAAGAGGAAAGCGGGAGUGGCUACGAGAGUUGGUGGUGAAUCUUAUCAUGAUUUUGAUAGGUUGGUGAAUGAUAUUCUUGGUUACAAGGAAGUGCAAAAAAUUAUUAGUUGA
Molecule: messenger RNA, 1477 nt
Organism: Salvia hispanica
Lineage: Eukaryota; Viridiplantae; Streptophyta; Magnoliopsida; Lamiales; Lamiaceae
Source: RefSeq, a predicted model, not a curated record